Orycteropus afer afer is the source of this 1689-nucleotide messenger RNA. Lineage: Eukaryota; Metazoa; Chordata; Mammalia; Tubulidentata; Orycteropodidae. The record is from RefSeq and is a predicted model, not a curated record.
AUGGGAAAGAAGGCCUUUGAGCCCUACUUUGAAAUUUUGGAAGUAUACUCCACAAAAGCCAAGAAUUACGUAAAUGGGCACUGUACCAAGUAUGAGCCCUGGCAGCUAAUUGUGUGGAGCAUCCUGUGGACCCUGCUGAUCGUCUGGUUAUAUGAGUUUGUCUUCCAGCCAGAGAGUUUAUGGUCAAGGUUUAAAAAGAAGUGUUUCAAGCUCACCAGGAAGAUGCCUAUCAUCGGCCGCAAGAUCCAAGAGAAAUUAAACAAGGCCAAGGAUGAUAUUAAUAAGAACUUGUCAUUCCUGAAAGUGGACAAGGAGUAUGUGAAAGCUCUGCCAUCCCAGGGUCUGAGCUCGUCUGCUGUUCUGGAGAAGCUCAAGGAGUACAGCUCGAUGGAUGUCUACUGGCAAGAAGGGCGAGCCUCAGGAGCCGUGUACAACGGGGAAGAGAAGCUCACCGAGCUCUUGGUGAAGGCUUAUGGAGAUUUUGCAUGGAGUAACCCGCUGCACCCAGAUAUCUUUCCAGGACUCCGUAAGAUAGAAGCAGAAAUUGUUAGGAUAGCUUGUUCCCUUUUCAAUGGAGGACCUGAUUCUUGUGGAUCUGUAACCUCUGGUGGGACAGAAAGCAUAUUGAUGGCCUGCAAAGCUUAUCGGGACCUGGCCUUAGAGAAAGGGAUCAAAAAUCCAGAAAUGGUGGUCCCCCAAAGUGCUCAUGCUGCAUUUGACAAAGCAGCCAAUUAUUUUGGGAUGAAGAUUGUACGGGUUCCCCUCAACAAAAUGAUGGAGGUGGAUGUGCGGGCCAUGAGAAGAGCCAUCUCCCGGAACACUGCCAUGCUCGUCUGCUCUACCCCCCAGUUUCCUCAUGGAGUGAUAGAUCCUGUUCCGGAAGUGGCCAAGCUGGCUGUCAAAUACAAAAUACCUCUUCAUGUGGAUGCCUGUCUGGGAGGCUUCCUCAUCGUCUUCAUGGAGAAAGCAGGCUACCCACUGGAGCAGCCAUUUGAUUUCCGAGUGAAAGGUGUGACCAGCAUUUCAGCUGACACUCAUAAGUAUGGCUAUGCUCCCAAAGGCUCCUCAGUGGUGUUAUACAGCGACAAGAAGUACAGGAGCUACCAGUUCUUCGUUGCUACAGACUGGCAGGGUGGCAUCUAUGCUUCCCCCACUGUCGCGGGCUCACGGCCUGGUGGCAUUAGUGCAGCCUGCUGGGCCACCUUGAUGCACUUCGGUGAGAGUGGCUACGUUGAAGCUACGAAACAGAUCAUCAGAACUACUCGCUUCCUCAAAUCAGAGCUAGAAAAUAUCAAAGGCAUCUUUGUUUUGGGGAAUCCUCAACUGUCAGUCAUUGCUCUAGGCUCCCGUGAUUUUGACAUCUACCGACUGUCUAACCUGAUGACUGCUAAGGGGUGGAACUUGAACCAGUUGCAGUUCCCACCCAGUAUUCAUUUCUGCAUCACAUUAAUACACACCCGGAAUCGAGUAGCCAUACAAUUCCUAAAGGACAUCCGGGAAUCUGUCACCCAAAUCAUGAAGAAUCCUAAAGCAAAGACUACAGGAAUGGGUGCCAUCUAUGGCAUGGCCCAGACAACGGUUGACAGGAAUCUAGUGGCAGAGUUGUCCUCAGUCUUCUUGAACAGCCUGUACAGCACAGACACUGUGACCCCGGCCAGCCAGAUGAAUGGCUCCCCCAAACCCCGCUGA